AUGUACAAGGAGAGCGAAAGAGCCUCACCAAAUAUAUUCCGAUUCGUGAGUGUUAAAAGCAUCUGCUCCAACCUGGUGGAAAUAAGAAUGAAAAUGGAAUUGAUCAGAAGAAGAAGAAGAAGAAGAAGAAGAAGAAGCAGAAGAAGAAGAAGAAGAAGAAGAAGAAGAAGAAGAAGAAGAAGAAGAAGAAGAAGAAGAAGAAGAAGAAGAAGAAGAAGAAGAAGAAGAAGAAGAAGAAGAAGAAGAAGAAGCGAUCACUGAAACAAUGA
Spirometra erinaceieuropaei is the source of this 269-nucleotide messenger RNA. The record is from the annotation of a GenBank genome assembly. NCBI's taxonomy places the organism in Eukaryota, Metazoa, Platyhelminthes, Cestoda, Diphyllobothriidea, Diphyllobothriidae.